GGGCAAUCCACCACGAGCCCUCCGUUGUUUGACGGAACGAACUACACCUAUUAGAAGGAGCGGAUGAGGAUUUACAUCCAAUCCACCAACUUUCUCCUUUGGAGAAUUAUCAAAAAUUGUGAAGACGAGCCAAUGAAGAAGGUCGGGGAAACGAACGUCCCUAAGACCGAGAAUGAGUAUGAUGCACAAGACAUUAAGAAAGUGGAGAACAAUGCCAAGGCCAUCAACAUCAUCUAUUGUGCCGUUAACCCGGAUGACUACCGCAUGAUCUCUUGUUGCACCACCGCAAAGGAAAUGUGGGAUAAACUAGAAAUCACCUACGAAUAUACGGAUCAAGUCCAAGAAGCUAAAAUUGAUUUUCUAACCCAUGAAUAUGAAAUGUUUCGUAUGAAGGAGAAUGAGAAAAUCGAUGAGAUGUUUGAACGAUUCUCCAAAAUCGUCAAUGAUUUCCAUGCUCUCAAGAAGACGUACACAGACAAGGAGCUUGUGAGAAAAAUCCUGCGAAGUCUCACACCGGAGUGGCGCUCCAAAGCCGAUGCCAUCCAAGAGUCCAUCGGCAUCACCAACGUCACCAUUGACGGGCUUAGAGGUAACCUCAAAACCUAUGAGUCUACCAUUUUAUUCCCCUCUUUAGGUGAACAAAAGAAGAAGCGGAUUGCACUCAAGGCUUCCUCAAGCCAAGAACCCGCCAUGGAGGAAUCGAGUGAUGAAGACAACGAAUUCGGGCUCGUUAUCAAGAAAUUCCACAAGUUCAUGCGCAAGGAGUAUGAACGAAAGGGCAAGAAGCAUGGAGGACCAUCCAAGUGCUAUGGGUGUGGAGAAGUUGGGCAUAUCAAGCCAAAAUGCCCAAAUGCCAAAAACGAGAAGGAGAAGAAAUCGUUCAAGAAGCACCGAGCUUACAUCUCAUGGGGAGGUGAUUCCGGGGACGAGUCAUCAAAAGAUGAAGAAAAUGAAAGCGCCAACCUUUGCCUCAUGGCACACGAGGAACCACAGGAAGAGUAUACAGAGUACUCCUAAUAAUCCUUAAGCUAGGCCUAGUUUAAGAUAAAAGGGUUUUGGAAAUCUUAAACUUACCUUCACUUAAGGCCAACCAAAAACCGACAGCGUAGUGUUCACUGUUGGGUGGGUGGUACCCCCAAACGAGUAGGUACUCAAGUUUGGUUCUUGGAUCCCGUACGUACGUUUUAACCCU
This is a messenger RNA of Cuscuta campestris, 1192 nucleotides long. NCBI's taxonomy places the organism in Eukaryota, Viridiplantae, Streptophyta, Magnoliopsida, Solanales, Convolvulaceae. The record is from the annotation of a GenBank genome assembly.